CCGGCAUGGGGAGGUGUCAUCACUAUGGCUAGUUUCAACAAGUUCAGCCAUAACGCAUUAAGGGAUACGGUGAUCGUGUGUUUUGCGGACGGGUUUACUGGCUUUUUUGGUGGACUGGUUGUUUUUUCAGUUCUUGGAUUCCUUGCCAAGGAAACCGGCGUCUCUAUUGACGACCUUCCUUUUUCAGGUGCCUCCCUGGCGUUUAUUGCCUACCCAGAGGCACUGAGCAGACUUCCAUUACCAAACCUCUGGGCUGUGCUGUUCUUCAUCACUCUUAUUUUAGUUGGCGUCGACUCAUUUGUAUGUUUAAAUAUCACUACCAUUUCUUUGGACUGUUAAAGUAUUAUAUUCUAGCGGAUAAAAGUAGUGUGCUUUAAAAGAAUGACUGGCAUUAAAUGGUUAACAUUUAUUCAAUGAUCAAAGUAUUGCUAACGAGUUAAAGUUUGCA
Mya arenaria is the source of this 448-nucleotide messenger RNA. RefSeq names its product sodium- and chloride-dependent betaine transporter-like. The coding region runs from base 25 to 339 and encodes 104 amino acids. The record is from RefSeq and is a predicted model, not a curated record. Gene Ontology annotation, biological process: sodium ion transmembrane transport. NCBI's taxonomy places the organism in Eukaryota, Metazoa, Mollusca, Bivalvia, Myida, Myidae. Gene Ontology annotation, cellular component: membrane. The transcript has 3 exons.